Molecule: messenger RNA, 1246 nt
Organism: Podospora bellae-mahoneyi
Lineage: Eukaryota; Fungi; Ascomycota; Sordariomycetes; Sordariales; Podosporaceae
Exons: 3
Coding region: 215-1246 (343 amino acids)
Cellular component (GO): membrane
Source: RefSeq, a predicted model, not a curated record
CAAACAUCCAGUCGCGACAUCAGCCUCGGGAGUCGCGGCUGCUCCUCACCAAAGUUACCAGACGAUUGAGACGCAGUGUCAUACGAGAGAGACUCUGUGUGGGACAGGACCAACGUCGAGCAGGAGCCCUGGUGCCAGCAUCUCCUGAGAACUCCCCGCAACAAAAGCGCCUCCACCGUUAUCAGCCAUCACCCAACCCAUCAAGGUAUUCAAGAUGGAGUCACUAUUCAGUGCAGACCGCUGCGAGAAACUUCGCGACCUUAACGUUGUGAACCUCAUCGUUUCGAGCGUCAUCGUGGUUGGCAUGCUCAUCAGCUACCUACCCCAGCACUUCCGAAUCAUCUCGCGUGGCACCUCUGAGGGCAUCUCGCCGUACUUUAUCCUGCUCGGUACAACCUCGGCGACAUCGGCUUUUGCCAACAUCUUGCUGCUUCCCCAAUCGAGACAAGACGUCGCCUGCUGCAAGGAGCUCGAGACAUUGCACUGUGUUGCUGGACUGCUUGGGAUUGCGCAACUAGGUGUGCAGUGGAUUUGCUUCACCUUCAUCUUCGUCUUGUUCCUCGUCUUCUUCCGAUAUAAUCCCGCCCACGACCCCGAUAACGAAGAGCUGGGUGAAGAGGAGGACCAGCCGAGGUGGCAGACAGCUCUGUUGGUAGCCUCGUUGACCCUGCUCCACGGCCUCGCUGUCAUUCUCGUUACGGGCAUUCUGUCGACGCUUGCCAAGGACCACCUGGAAAUUUGGGCCAACGUACUGGGCGUCAUGGCUGCUCUUUUGGCGGCAGUGCAAUACGUUCCGCAAAUCUGGACGACUUACCAUCUUAAGCAUGUGGGCAGUCUCAGCAUUCCCAUGAUGUGCAUCCAGACGCCCGGUGGCUUCCUCUUUGCGGCCAGCUUGUUUGCGCGCCUUGGCUUGGCUGGUUGGAGUUCGUGGGGCAUUUUCGUCCUGACGGCCACCAUGCAAGGGCUGCUGCUGUACCUCGCCAUCUACUACGAGAUCCAAUCCCGCAACGGCCUCGUCAGUUCAACCAUUGACAGCCUGCCGCCAUCACAUCUUCACGCUAAUGGCUUUGAUGAUGAUACUCCCGGCCGGUACACCUCUCACCCCGAACACUACGCCAACUCCCCAGACCAUCUCCAGACCAUCUUGGAUCGUCAGGAUAGCGACGCAGCAGCGGAGACCACACCGCUGCUCAAGCCCGGCGGUAUUGGCGACCCUCACAGGAAUUUUGACACCAACCGUGGAUAG